AUACACUGCACUAUUCGAUUUCCCUCCUGCACACAGGCCAGGACGCCAUGGACACCGUGCAAGGCCCGAGGCAGCCCAAGCGCUGGACGGAAGAAGAGGACGCCAUUCUCCACGAGGAAGCCAUCAAGCAAGGCAAGUAUAUCCAUCCCUGGGCCCAAUUAAAGACUGGCAUCGGAUCGCGGCAAAGCUGGCGAACCGCACCAACAAGGACUGCCGCAAGCGCUGGUUCAACAAAGUACGCGGCGGCCUGAGAACUGGACCGUGGAGCGAGGACGAAGAUCAAAAACUUCGGCAGGCUGUGGAGAAGUACGGCCAAAGGUAGGAACCGCCGAGCAAUUUCGAUCAUUCGCAAAUCCACAUAUGGAACCGACGAUGAUUGUUUUGCCAAGAGUACACAAGACUGACACGAUGCAGAUGGACCU
Molecule: messenger RNA, 422 nt
Organism: Verticillium alfalfae VaMs.102
Lineage: Eukaryota; Fungi; Ascomycota; Sordariomycetes; Glomerellales; Plectosphaerellaceae
Exons: 2
Coding region: 48-251 (67 amino acids)
Source: RefSeq, a predicted model, not a curated record